Molecule: messenger RNA, 2859 nt
Organism: Physella acuta
Lineage: Eukaryota; Metazoa; Mollusca; Gastropoda; Physidae
Product: ABC transporter C family member 8-like
Biological process (GO): transmembrane transport
Cellular component (GO): membrane
Molecular function (GO): ATP binding; ABC-type transporter activity; ATP hydrolysis activity
Source: RefSeq, a predicted model, not a curated record
AUGAGAACUUACCAAGAAGAGGUGAUGAGAGUAAAAGAUGUAAGACUAAACACAAUGAGUGAAAUACUGCAAGGCAUUAAGGUCAUAAAGUUAUAUGGCUGGGAACCCAUGUUUAUCUCUAAAAUAAUGAACAUUAGAGACAAAGAGCUGAAGGUUUUACAGAAACAUUCAAUGUGUGACUGGAUCGACACUUUUGCCUACACAGGAGCAACGUUCUGGAUGGCUGGUUCUAUUGUUCGAAUUAACAAAUUUCUUCAGGCUGAAGAUUUUGACUCAACUGAAUACAACACUUUAGAUGAUCUCGCCAUAAGGAUAAACAAUGCUUCAUUUUCAUGGGAAAAGUCAGGCAUUAAGAUCCUUAGGAACAUCAAUUUAAAGAUUGAGCCUGGCAAGCUGGUGGCAGUGGUGGGGUCAGUCGGUGCUGGGAAAUCAUCUCUGCUGCUAGCUCUACUAGGAGAGAUGAACAGGACUUCAGGCAGCUCAAAUAUCAAUUCCUCUCUAGCAUAUGUACCACAGCAAGCUUGGAUCCAGAAUGCAACAGUGAGAGAGAACAUUACAUUUGGUCGGGAAUUUGAUCCAACUUUUUACACAACUGUCAUUGCUGCCUGUGCUUUGAACCAUGACCUGGAGAUUUUACCUGCUGGUGACCUGACAGAAAUUGGAGAGAAAGGAGUGAACUUGUCAGGUGGACAGAAGCAGAGAAUUUCUCUAGCAAGAGCUGUCUAUAGCCAGGCUGACAUCUACCUGUUUGAUGAUCCAUUGGGUGCAGUGGACAGCCAUGUGGGACAACACAUCUUCCAAAAUGUUAUCAGCAACACUGGACUUUUAAACAGGAAGACUCGUGUCCUAGUCACACAUGGAAUUCAUUUAUUGUCAGACGUGGACUUGGUUGUUGUUAUGCAUGAUGGUAAAAUUGUAGAUUCUGGGGGCCCAGAAAUUGUACAAUUUGGGAAGAAGUGUUUUAAAAACAAAACACAGUUUAAAUAUGAUGAUACCAACAUUGAAAAUCACCACGAUAGGGAUAAUUUUGGAAAUAUGUUUGAAAAAACUACCAGCAAGAAGAAAAGAUUGCAAAGCAUCAUUCAGAAUAAUUUUAGUGUGACUCUAAAAGAACAAGAAGACGGGUCUAUUGACAGGAGCAAACUCACCACGUUGGAAGAAACUCAAAUAGGAAAAGUCAAAUGGGAAGUUUAUUUGGAUAUCAUCAAAGGUUAUGGUGUGCCAUAUGUUUUACUGACAGCUGUUUUUAUAUGUGGCUUCCAUGUUGCCUAUAAUGCAGCAUACAUUACUUUGACAAUGUGGAUAGGGGAUAAUCAUUUAUUCAACAAUACAGAGUUACCAGAUCAAAGCAAGGAAAGAAAUGACUUAAAUAGACAUUAUAUUUUGUAUUAUCUAAGUUGGGGCUCUAUUCAGUCUUUAUGUGUUUUGAUAUACUCAGGGCUGUUCCAGUUCCGUCAUGUGACCACUUGUCGAUGGAUACAUGCAAAACUUAUAAAUUCAGUACUAAGAGCACCCAUGAGUUUUUUUGACACAACUCCCAUGGGGCGAAUUUUGAACAGGUUUAGUCAAGAUUUAGAUGUUCUAGACAGCGCAAUAUUUAUAAAUUUGGAAGUAUUUAUUGAGCACGUGAUGUUUGCUUUGGGAAUACAAUAUUAUAUCAGGACUUCAUGUCAGCUGAGGCGUAUCACAUCAAAAAAUCGCUCACCUGUAUUUGCCCACUUCAGCGAGACACUGUCUGGUCUGACUGUCAUCAGAGCACACAGGCAGCAGCUGAGGUUCAUACAAGACUCUCACAUGAAGGUCGACUUCUUUCAAAGACCUAUGAUGAUCAUGUAUGCAGCCAACAAGUGGAUGCAAACCCGUUUGGACAUUAUUACAUAUAUUUUAAUUGCUGGUGUUACCCUCUUUACAAUAUCAAACAGAGGAGAAGUGGCCCCAGGACUGAUCAGUUUGUCCAUCACUUUUAUAUUAAGUAUAACAAAUAACAUAGCAUUAAUAACAAGAAUGUCAAGUAACCUUGAAUCAAACAUUGUAUCUGUGGAAAGAAUUCAGGAAUAUUCACAGAUUAAAAAUGAGGCUCAUUGGACUUUGCCAGAUGACAGUAGAUUAUCAGGUGUGUGGCCACUGAAUGGAAAUAUAGAAUUUGUUAAUUAUAGUGCAAGAUACAGAGAAGGAUUAGAUUUUGUACUUCAAAAUAUCAAUGUUUCGAUAAAUGCUGGAGAAAAGAUAGGAAUUGUAGGAAGAACAGGGGCAGGUAAAUCUUCUAUGGUUCUUGCCCUUUUCCGUUUGAUUGAAGCAGCAAGUGGAUACAUUGUAUUAGAUGGUGUGGACAUUUCAAAGAUUGGGCUACACACACUUCGACAUGCUGUCACCAUACUGCCACAGGAUCCAGUACUUUUUGCUGGAAGUUUGCGCAUGAACCUUGACCCAUCCAAUGAAAAAUCUGACAUAGAACUCUGGGAUAGCUUAGAACAUGCCAACCUUAAAGACUUUGUUCAACAGUUGCCCAAUCAGCUGGAGUAUGAUGUGGGGGAGGGGGGAGAAAAUCUCAGUGUGGGACAGAAACAGCUGAUCUGCCUAGCCAGAACUCUACUGAGAAAGACAAAAAUUUUAGUUUUUGAUGAAGCAUCAGCUUCAGUGGACAUAGAGACAGAUGAUUUUAUUCAGAAAACUAUUAGGACUGCUUUCAGGGACUGUACAGUGAUCACCAUAGCCCACAGAAUUCAUACAGUCAUGGACUAUGACAGAAUUAUCGUGCUAGAACAAGGUAAAAUAAUAGAAGUGGAUUCUCCAGCUAAUUUACUACAGAACAGCUCAUCCAAGUUUUAUUCUCUGGCUCACAGUUAUGACACCGUUUGA